CACGUCGGUGCUGAGAUGAAGGACGUCAGGACGUCCCCGCCAGUCAUAGUAGUCUGGUCCGAGUUCGACGAGGUUCAAUCAACUUUUGACUUCGGUACACAGGAUGACAAUCAAUCUAAUGAUGGACUGUUUCAUCAUAAAGCUAUCGACCUGGAGAAGCUCUUCACUCCAGCAUCCGACUCUGGAGAGGUCACACCUUCCAGAAACAGGAAGAUGUUCGCCUCAUCCAGUUUCUACAAGCCCAGUCUGCACCCGACAGUGGAGGAUCAAGUGGACCUGGCAAGACGAAUCUCACAGUCACUGAGUGACAUCAGUAACCGGCAGAGCAAAGGCCAGUCCAUGUACGUGAACAGAAAAAAGCGAUCGGUCAAAUGGGUUCACGAAGGCGUGAAAGAUGGGAUCAAGGGCGAGGGAGACAUCCCAGAGACUCCUGGAGAUGACAAGCUACCAUUCAAGAUCCCCAACAUUGGCCCACAGGAAAUGAAAUUCCGUGAUGAAAACAAACCAGUCCUGAGGCUUGUUAUGGACCCCAGGGGUCAAAUUCAAGAUCUCAACAGCCUCCGGCGUCAGGGCUACAACAUCGAACCUGAGUCCAUGAGUCCAGAGGUUGCUUUUGACUUGGUGCGUGACCUCAAUGCACCAAAAGGAAAAGGUGCAGAGCUGUUUGCAAAACGUCGAAAGAAAUCCGAGAAGUGGGUGGUUGAUGAGACGACAGUCAAGUCGACAUCCAGCAGUGCCAUCAGCUCAACAGAGUUCAUAUCAACAUCGUCUACCCUGACCCAGCAGCAGCCACAGCAGCAGGGGCCCAAGUUGCUGCCCAUACCCACAUACCUCAACGAAUCAACAAAAAGAGUAGAGGUCAUGCAGAAACUCAAUGAGAUUCAGGAACGAUUCACACAGCCCAGAAUACGAAUAGUGAAGUCACCAUGGGAGGCUGCUCUUGAAACAGGCUCAGUUGAUGCAGCAUUUCAAGAAUUUCCACCUGUUCUAACACCUCGAGGUUUCAUAGCAGCUCCUACACAGGACAAAUUUGAAUCUCUCUACAACAUCCCACAACCUCAGCAGCAAGCUACCUCUUGGACUUCUACCACUGCACCAGAUACCAAAAAUACAUUCAACUCUAUACCACCUGCUGCUGUUCCUCCUAAGACACAGACACUCAAUUACCAACAGAGGAUCUCAGGGUCUGAGAAGGAUUUCUUAUACAAACCAAAGGCACCCCGAGGAUGGAACAUUGGGCAAGAACAACAAACAUGUGGUUUUAAGGAGUUUAACUUGUCAACAUCUACAAUGCAACCAACAAAAUCAUCUGAUACUACUACAACUAACAGCUUAGCUGAAGAAGUGAUUUCUGUUACUAGCAUAUCUGGUAAUGCUCCUACUUCUGCUGCACCAGCUGUUGCCCCAACCCCCACAUUCCGUCCUUCCACCCCAUUCUCUGUGUAUAUCCCAGGUACACCCAAUGUGGGGAGUCGCCCUCAAACACCUGACCUGGCUGCAGCCAUAGCCCCUACAUCAACCUUCACAGAAAACAGUGUACCAACUCAGAGUGCAGAAAAAUCAAGCAUUAUAAGCACACAAGACAAACAGGUGACAAAGGAAUAUUUUGAACAGAAUCUGCCUUCUGAGACAAAGCAAGGAAGUAUACAGACAAAUCAGCAGAACAGCAUUAGCCACAUUGAGGCAAGUAGUGAGAAAAUCACGAGCCUCCAGCAAAGCUCAGUUCAACAGGAACAAGUCUCAGGCAAGCUGGAGUGCAAGAAUGAGGAACAAAUUUACGGCCACGUUACAGCUCCUGCACACAUUUUCAAAUCUAUUCAAACUGGGCCUGAACAGUCUGGUGUAUUCCCAUUCACGAAUGAGGACAUAACCCAGAUACAUACUGCAGGCAGCAAAAUAUCACAGUAUAAUAGCAGUUCAAUUCAAGACACCUCAGUUCAGUACUCCGAUGUUUAUAGACAAACUGAGGUGACUAGCGAGGAGAGUGAUACAUUGUAUGAAACAAAACCAAUCAAAUCACUAAUUCAAACUUUUGAAGAAAGUAGCAGACCCCCCAUGAAAUAUAUGCACAUUCGGAAAGAGGGCGUAAACAUCGCCGAUAACAUCCCAGUGCAACAGACAAGGAAACCAGUGCCUUCACAAGCUACCAACGUUAAUGGUAACAUAUAUUACGUGGCAAGCGCGCAUGUAGAAACAAGGCAAUUUGUACCAAAACAGGCUGAGAUAACAACACAAAAGUUGACAAGAUAUGGAACUUCUGAAACACAAUUUCAGAAAUUUUCAUCAUUAUCAUCAAGUGAGCAGCAAGAGAGUUUAAUCACUGAACAAGGACACAGCUCUUCUAUCCAAAAUUUCCAAUCCAAGUCACUCCAAAGCUCAGCAGUGAAUCAGCAGCAGCUUAUAACACAAAUAACAGGUUCCAGUCCAGCUGUAGUCCCAGCCACCACAAGUUAUGAGAGUCAGAAGCAAGAACCACCUGUCCCAGAAUCUGAUCCUGCCACCGCACUAACGCCAAGCAGGAACUUGUAUGCAAACCUUAACAACUACAACACAGCAGCACGAGGAUGGGGUCAGGGAUUUGACUAUUACAGGCCCGUCACUUUCAACCCUACCAAGCUAGCAUACACAACAUAAGUGACAGGGCAACUGCCCUCUCCUCAUACCAUCAACUAACUGAGGAAUUUAUAUACUUAAGGGCACUUACGGCCACAAACAUCUCUGAUGUAAUUCUCCACCAAGUACCAGUAUAAAUAUCAGUGACACAAGGAAAACCAAACAAGACAGAUACAAAUGUUAUACAUAAGAUUUUAUUUUUGUGUGUGUAAAUAAAAUGUAACAAGCUUCUGAUAUUUUUAAAGUGAAAAUGACUAUCUAUAAGAUUACAGAACCAAAUAAUUUAUUACCUAAAGAAAUACAAUACGAAAUAUGUCGAUUACUCAGUGAUCAAGAUUGUAAAAUUUAUAGUCUAAUGAACCAAAUUGUGUUAUUCACAUAUUAUCCCAUUUGGCAUCAUUUGUGGUGACAGUCCUAAGAAAAGUUAAAAUUUAAAAUGUGUGCAUACACUAAUUUGUCUCUUUGUACUGUAAGAUGUGGGUGAAUAAAGUAUAACAAUGGAAAACUACAAGAAGACCCUAAUUAUUUACAACACCUACCAGAGGGCUACAAGUUCUCACCAAACAUGUGAUAUUUAAGACUAAAAAGAAAGAGAAAAAAACAUAUAUUUUGUAAAGAGUUGUAAUCACAGAUCCAUAACAUAUAUUAAAAUGGUGUCACACUCCAUGAUUAACUCUUUGAUAUGUUAUGUAUGCAUGGUGCCUGAUAAGGUAUCCCCUCACAUGUACAUUCUCAAACUAAUGUGCAAAAACUCUUAUGUUUGCUUUGAUUCAGAAUAUUCAUCAUCUGUUGCUGUCUUUAGUUAUUCAAUGAAACUAAUUUGGAAUUGUAUAGUUCUGAAAUCUGCAGUUAUAAAAUAUAUAAAUCCAUCAAUAUAUGCAGCCAUAAUUUCAUAUAUGAAAAAUAAGAAUAAUUAAAUCAUGCACUACAUAUCCAAUUUCAUUAUAUUUUAAAUUGUAAAAAUGUAACCAAAAACACUGAUUCUCUAGUGUAUGGCAGAUGGUAUGAUAAACCAAUGGAUUAUAUAUGAUAUAAAACAGGAGUAUGAAAACAACAUUGCAAAAAUUUAUGUAUUAAUCUAGAGCCUAAAAAAUUACCACCAUUUAGAUUAUCUGAACUAUCAAAUACAACUUAUUACCAUUGCAAGAAAAACUCGUAUCUCAAAGAAUCCUAAUAUAAGUUUAAAAGUUGAUGUAAGUUACUAGACAACAAGGGAAUCUCAUUUACUCAGUUUAGAGAAAUUAUAAGGUUGUCAUGUGAGGGCAACAUUAUGUUGCACUUGUAUUGUGUUUGAUUAAUAGAAUAAUCUAAAUAUAGGUAUUUAUGCAAUACAAUGGAAGACUGCACAUUAAAUUUAUUAAAAAAUUAACUAAAUGUUUCAGCAGAAAUAAAAAUUCUGCCACCAGUUAAAAUUUUCAGUUUUUAUUAAUAAGUGCAGAGAACCGAAAUGCUGUAUAAAUAAGGCCUUUGUUUUUUAUUAUAUUGUAAAGAAUGAAAAUUGUUGAAUAGUUUAAUUACCCAUUAUCCCUUUGUGCUCUGAAAAAACUCAUCUCUUUUCUUAAUCAAAAACUGUUGGUUAAAUAAGAAGGAGAAUACACAUUAGUUUAUAACAAGUAAAGCAAUAUAGAUUAUGUAGAACAGAAUUUUAGUGUCUUACUUCACCAAAACUAAUGAUACUUCAUAAUAACAGAAAAAUAUUAUAUAUGACCUUGAAAUACUGAUAAAAAUCUGUCAAUUCUGCAUGUUUGUGUUGUAAAGAUUUUGUGAUUUUCGUGAAAAGAAAUAUUUAUUCUUGUUGAAAUUUGUUGACUGUGUGAUGAAGUGAACUUCUGUUAGUAUUGUGUAUGCAUAUUGCAUACUAUACAUACAUGUAUGUCUUCUAUACCUUGAAUGUACAAAUGAUAAAAUGUGAUGCUUUUAUGUUAAAAACGUGAUGACCCAAUCACUGGAUUUUUAAAUUACACACAUCAUAAUAGCUUCAGCAAUGACAACAUAUUUAGCAUCUUGCAGAAUGUUAGAAAAACAAAGAAUCCAUAAAUAUUUUUGAAAUAAGAUUUUAAGUUUUUACCCUGCUUCUCUAAUAACAAACUUUAGAUUAAAACUAACAGACCUUUUUCAAUGUUCAAACAAUAUGUGUGAUAUUAAAUACAACAAUCAACAUGUGUAAUAUUAAUCAGAACAUUAAAUAAAUUAUGAGUUUAA
Molecule: messenger RNA, 4815 nt
Organism: Zootermopsis nevadensis
Lineage: Eukaryota; Metazoa; Arthropoda; Insecta; Blattodea; Termopsidae
Source: RefSeq, a predicted model, not a curated record